GAGAACGAGCGAGCGAGUGCGAGCGACGACGACGAGAGCGAGCUCGCUGGGAAGGUGAGGGAGGCGGCGAAGCCGAGGCGCCGAGGCGUGGGUCUGGUCAGGUCCGGUCUGGUCCGCGAAAAUGUCCGUUUGACACGGUUCAGACUAUUUUGACCAUGGAUGGUGAGGAAAUACCAGACUUUUCAAGUUUAAAGGAGGAAACUGCUUAUUGGAAGGGACUUUCCUUGAAAUACAAACAAAGUUUUCAAGAGGCACAGGAAGAGCUGGUUGAAUUCCAAGAAGGAAGCAGAGAAUUAGAAGCAGAAUUGGAGGCUCAGCUAGUACAGGCUGAACAAAGAAAUAGAGACUUACAAGCUGAUAACCAAAGAUUGAAAUAUGAAGUCGAAGCAUUAAAGGAGAAACUAGAACAUCAGUAUGCACAGAGUUAUAAGCAGGUCUCUGUUUUGGAAGAUGAUUUGAGUCAGACACGAGCCAUUAAAGAACAAUUACAUAAGUAUGUAAGAGAGUUGGAGCAGGCUAAUGAUGACCUGGAGAGAGCAAAAAGAGCGACAAUAGUUUCCCUUGAAGACUUUGAACAAAGGCUGAAUCAAGCCAUUGAACGAAAUGCAUUUUUGGAAAGUGAACUUGAUGAAAAGGAGUCUUUGCUGGUUUCUGUACAGAGGCUAAAGGAUGAAGCAAGAGAUUUAAGACAAGAACUAGCAGUACGUGAAAGGCAACAAGAAGUAACUAGAAAGUCAGCUCCUAGUUCUCCAACUCUAGACUGUGAAAAAAUGGAUUCUGCUGUCCAGGCAUCCCUCUCCUUGCCAGCCACUCCUGUGGGGAAAGGGACUGAGAACAGCUUUCCUUCACCAAAAGGUAUACCAAAUGGUUUUGGUACCAGCCCACUAACUCCUUCUGCAAGGAUAUCAGCAUUAAACAUUGUGGGGGAUCUCUUGCGGAAAGUAGGGGCCUUAGAAUCCAAAUUAGCUGCUUGCAGGAAUUUUGCAAAGGAUCAAGCAUCACGAAAAUCCUAUAUUUCAGGGAAUGUUAAUUGUGGCCUGGUGAAUAGCAACAGCACAAAGUUCUCUCGUUCAGGGCAUACAUCUUUCUUUGAUAAAGGGCAAGAAAAAGUCAUAUUCCCCACCUUGUUCAUGGGACAGUAAAUGGCCUUGACCAAGUUCCUCCAACUGGUCUGGGCUCUUCCAGACCAUCAUCUGCUCCAGGUAUGCU
This is a messenger RNA of Gracilinanus agilis (Agile Gracile Mouse Opossum), 1209 nucleotides long. It is a transcript of the gene NDEL1, whose product is annotated as nudE neurodevelopment protein 1 like 1. Gene Ontology annotation, biological process: cell migration; centrosome localization; vesicle transport along microtubule. Gene Ontology annotation, cellular component: centrosome; kinesin complex; kinetochore. Gene Ontology annotation, molecular function: microtubule binding. The coding region runs from base 156 to 1142 and encodes 328 amino acids. The record is from RefSeq and is a predicted model, not a curated record. The transcript is spliced from 10 exons. Lineage: Eukaryota; Metazoa; Chordata; Mammalia; Didelphimorphia; Didelphidae.